Agrilus planipennis (emerald ash borer) is the source of this 1335-nucleotide messenger RNA. Its product is annotated as hsp70-binding protein 1. Lineage: Eukaryota; Metazoa; Arthropoda; Insecta; Coleoptera; Buprestidae. The record is from RefSeq and is a predicted model, not a curated record. The transcript has 6 exons. Bases 197 to 1225 code for a protein of 342 amino acids.
CUAGUUACGUUGCACGUCAGUUUUUUACUCGAAAGAUCUAGAAAGUAUUUUAUAUAGUUGCGCCUGUUAUAUUUAAAAAAAUUACAGUUUAAAGAAAACCCGUAUUUGUUUAAAAGUGAUCAUUUUUUUUGGUUUUCUGAACCUGAUACUUUAGAAACACUAAUCAGUUCUUCCCUUUAACAAAAAAAAUAUUAAUAUGCCUGGAAUAGAAAAAUCAGAUGAUAAAAACAAAAUUGCUGGUGCUAUAGAAUACCCAAGAUCAAAUAUAGAUCACAAUGUUCCUCAACCAGCACAACCAACAAACCUCCAAGGUUUAUUACGUUUUGCAAUGGAGGCAACCAAAGCUGAAGACCCUACACAUGAUUCUCACAUUGGCCCUAUGGAUGAAGAAAGGAAACGUUUUUUAGAACAAGCAUUGCAAUCCUUAACGAUAAAUGUAAUCGAUGUGCUCAAAGAGCAAAUUGAAAUAUUAAAAGAUAUAGAAACUGAAGCAAUCAAUGAUCAAACUGAUAUAACAAGGUAUUUAAAUGCAUUUGAGAAGAUAAAAGAACACAUUGAUCAUAUCGAUAUUGCAAAUGAUUUCCAUAAAAUUGGAGGAUUCGUAAUAUUUAAGCCAUGUUUAAUGUGUGUCAGGCCAGAAAUAAGAGCUGAAGCAUGCAGUGUACUAGCAGAAUUAUGCCAAAGUAAUCCAUACUGCCAACGUAUGGUCCUGGAAACAGAUCUUUUAGCUGAUUUAUUAGCAAUACUAGAUACCGAUGAACAGCUUGAUGUGACUGUUAAGGCUUUAUAUGCUAUUAGUUGCAUUGUCAGACACAGUGCAAUUGGAUAUCAAAGAUUUAUCCAGCACCAGGGCUUGAAUAUCAUGCUGAAAACAUUACAAAAAGAUAAUGAUAAGUUGAGGACUAAAGCUGCAUUUCUGUUGUCUUCUAUAUGUGAAUCACAAUCAGAUGCAAAAAACCGUCUGGUUUUUUUGAACUACUUGCCCGUAUUAAUAUCGCUGAUUUCAAAAGAACGCAAAGAAAGUCACGAGCAUUUACUUUCGUUGUUACUUGUAAUUGUUCAGGAUAAUUCUGCAGCGAUUCUGGAAUGCAGAAAUCCCAAGUAUCAAUUAGAAGAAGUUCUUUUAGAAUACUUAAAACAAAUUAAAGGCAAACCUGAGAGUCAGGAAGAAGAGGAAUAUUGUAAAACGCUAAUUUUAAUUUUAAAUCCAGAAGCUGAAAUUUGAAUAACUAUUUAUGUAUUGUUAGAUUCAGUAAUAAACUAAUUAAUUUGUAUUUAAUAACUUGUAAUUGAUUAAAGCACGAUAAUUUAAUUAAUAAAAAAAAUGUAACUUUC